CAGCGGCUGACGCAGCACCCGACGCGGCACAUGACUGGUUGGCGGGCCGGGGCGGACGCGCGGGGCCGUUCACCGGGGUAGCGGGAUGUGCGCGGGGAGCUCCCGACGCCUCUCCCGCGCGGGACGGAGCCGCGGGAGCGACGCUGGAGGGGUGAAGCCUCUGUCUGGCGGCCCGCAUGGAGCUGAGCAGCGCGGAAGGGGCGUCUAUCCGGUUCCUCGGCCUCACCCAGCGCUCCGUCUCUGAAGAUCUGGGUUGCAGACGCGGAGAGUUUAGCAGAAAGCAUUAUGGGUCUGUGGAGCUUCUUAUAUCUAGUGAUGCUGAUGGAGCCAUUCAAAGAGCUGGACGGUUCCGUGUGGAAAAUGGCUCAUCUGGUGAGAAUACGGACUAUGCUCCGGGUACAUGGCACAGAACGGAUGUGCAUUUGGAAAACCCGGAGUAUCAUACAAGAUGGUACUUGAAGUAUUUUUUAGGGAAAGUUCAUCAGAAUUAUGUAGGUACAGAUGCAGAGAAGAACCCUUUCUUUCUGUCUGUUGUACUAUCUGACCAAAAUAACCAGCGCAUUCCUCAAUACCAUUCAAUACUUUGGAGAAAAACAGGUACUCAGAAAAUAUGUCUCCCUUACAGUCCCACAAAAACAUUAUCAGUGAAAUCUAUAUUAAGUGCUAUGAGUCUUGAUAAAUUUGAGAAGAGCCCAAGAGAAAUUUUUCAUCCUGAGAUACAAAAGGAUUUAUUGGUUCUUGAAGAGCAAGAGGGAUCGGUGAAUUUUAAAUUUGGAGUCCUUUAUGCUAAGGAUGGUCAGCUUACAGAUGAUGAAAUGUUCAGUAAUGAAACUGGAAGUGAAAGCUUUCAACGGUUUUUGCGUCUUUUGGGUGACACAAUUACUUUGAAAGGCUGGUCAGGCUACAGAGGAGGACUGGACACUAAAAAUGAUACAACAGGAACCUGUUCCAUCUAUACAGUUUUUCAAGGGCAUGAAAUUAUGUUCCAUGUUUCAACCAUGCUACCAUAUUCUAGAGAGAACAAGCAGCAGGUAGAAAGGAAGCGACAUAUUGGAAAUGACAUUGUCACUAUCAUAUUUCAGGAAGGUGAAGAGUCUUCUCCAGCAUUCAAGCCAUCCAUGAUUCGCUCUCAUUUUACACAUAUUUUUGCUUUAGUGAGAUAUAAUAAGCAGAAUGAUAGUUACAGGCUGAAAAUAUUUUCAGAAGAAAGUGUUCCUCUCUUUGGGCCUCCCCUUCCAUCCCCACCUGUGUUUACAAAUCACCAGGAGUUCAGGGAUUUUGUGUUGGUGAAAUUAAUAAAUGGUGAAAAAGCCACCUUGGAAACACCAACAUUUUCUCAGAAACGUCAACGCACUCUAGACAUGCUAAUCCGCUCUUUAUACCAAGACAUGACGCCCGACCUACACAAAGGAAAUAACAUGCUUAAUAGAAGAUCGUUCAGUGAUGUGUUACCAGAAUCCCCAAAAUCAACCCGGAAAAAAGAGGAAGCUCGGCAAGCAGAGUUUGUUCGGCUUGGUCAGGCAUUGAAAUUGAAAACCACUGUGAAAGGGGAUACCACAGCUAACUUGGCAACCACAAGCUUUUGUAAAAAGGAGCCUUGGGAAUCUCAGUCUUUCUGCAGUAAUUUUCCUCAUGAGGUUGUCUGUGCAGAUUCUUGGGGCCAGUCCUUGCUGGUUUCUACAGAUGCUGGCAUCUUGUUAAUAGAUGAUGGUCAACCGUCAGUGCAAGUGUUUGAUAAAACUCUCCAAAUAAAGCAGAUGAAUGUGUUGGAAGCUCUGGAUCUUUUGAUUGCCCGAACAGACAAAGGGAAAGACUCUCGUAUUCUUGUCUUCAGACUCAGUGCUGUCCAAAAAGAUAUAGAGACUAAAAAAAUCAUAAGAAGCAAAUAUGACUGCAGAGAAAAUAAACUGGAGAGAACAAAAGGCUGCCAUUUGUAUGCCAUUAACACUCACCACGGAAGCGAACUGAGGAUUGUUGCAGCUAUUCGGAACAAACUACUUCUUGUCACAAAGAAAUAUAAUUCGGACGACACUUCAUUCAGCACCUCUCUGCUAUCGUCUCCUGAAUCUCCAGUCGAGGAGUUUCAGUACAUCCGGGAAAUAUGCCUUUCUGACCCGCCAGUGGUUAUGACGCUGGUGGAUGGACCUACUGGAGACAGUGACAAUAUGAUCUGUGUAGCAUAUCGGCAUCAGUUUGAUUUAAUCAAUGAGAGCACAGGGGAGUCCUAUAGAUUGCAUCAUGUUGAAACAAACAGGGUUAAUUUUGUUGCAGCUAUUGAUGUAUAUGAGGAUGGUGAAGCUGGUCUACUGUUGUGCUAUAACUAUGUUUGUCAAUAUAGAAAGGUAUAUCCUUUCAGCGGAUGUUCUCCACUUGUCCAGCCAUCAGCUUAUGACUUCCACUUCAGCUGGAAUCAAGUUCCUUAUGCUGUUGUCUGUGCUUUCCCUUAUGUUCUUGCCUUCACUACUGAUUCCAUUGAGAUCCGAUUAGUGGUGAAUGGGAACUUGGUCCACACAGCAGUUGUGCCUGAGCUUCAACUUGUAGCAUCAAGGUCAGAUAUUUAUUUUAAAGCAACUGCUGCAGUAAGUGGAUCAUCUGACAGCAGCUCUAAGGAAAUGAGUUCAAAGAGUUCUCCUCAAACACCAACAGCUUACGAAAAGCCAGAAUUACCUCUUCCUUCUCUAGAAGGUGAAGUUCCAUGCAAAAAACUGUACAAAAUACCUCUGAGCAAUCUGGUUGGGCGAAGCAUUGAACGACCUCUGAAGUCACCUUUGGCUCCCAAGGUCAUCGCUACUACAACAUCGAGUGGCAUUACCUCUCUUCCAGUUACGCACUCACUACCUUUAUCUCGUAUGGAAAUUAAAGAAAUUGCAAGCAGAACACGUAAAGAAUUGCUGGGUCUCUUGGAUGAGCCUAUACCCAAGACAGAAAGUGCACAGAAGCUGAAAAAGGUUUCUCGAGGACAGUCAGACCCUAAGCAGGGAGCUGUAAGAUCAACUAGUAGUGACAGGAUAAUCCCAAGCGCAUUUGAAGGCUAUUCUGAAAGACGUCAUCUUUCCACUAGUUCAGAUCCUGAUACUUCAGCAAGCAGGGAGGAGAGCUCACCAUCUAGCUAUCCAUUUCAGCUGAUUUCUUUAUAUGAUGAAGACAUCAUUGACCUAAAAUGAAGACACUUUUAAAACCUUUCCUCUUUACUUCACAUUUUCUUACAGCUCUGUAAGCGCUAUGGCAAUGUCACAAACACUGCUUCUGGUAGUAAAAUGUAGCUGGAAGUACUGGUGAUAAAUCCUUAUGGAAUCCAUGUUCUGGUUAGCACAGCCUUUAUAUCUUUGACAUAGGUAUGUUCUAUCAGUUAAGGAAGCAUUACUUUUCAUGGCAAUCUAACAGUAGGUAAUCAGUGGGAGAUUCAGGCUGAAACUGAAGUAAACAAAAAGUAUUACUUGUUCUAAGCUUCUUCUAAUUUGACUUACGUAAAUGACAUGGAGAAAAGUUAAUUGCUGUUAUUACUAUCAUGAGUUGUUUUACAACAGUGUAUGUCAUGUUGGAAGAGGAAUUUUAUCACACUGAUCACUACUUUUGGUUUUUCAGUCUUUAAAAAACAAAACAAAAUAACAACAAAAAAAGGGAUUGCAGGCAAGGUCAUUUCAAUCAGUGGAGUCAGUCCCUAAAUUGAUGCAUCUAUGAUAUGUUCACUGAAGCAUCAGGUGAGAUAUGAAGAUGGUGUUUCCUUGGUUCAUUGUUUAAAGAAACUUGAAAACUCUUUUGGCAUAAGAAAUACCUGAGCAGAGAACCUUUCUAGAGGACACAAACUUUCAGAAUAUUUCUCGAAAAUUGGAAACUAAAAAAAAAAAAAAGCUCUAAAAAACCCAUGAACAAACAAAAAAUGUGGAAACAAAAACUCCAGUCCAUCUACUGGAAAACUUAUUCUAGUGCAUCUGCAGAUUUCUCCAUUACAGGCAGAAGAGCCAACCCAAAUUGCCCUUGACUACAAAAAGAUUCCUGUGUAGACAUCAUCAUUAGCUGUUGUCUGUGCUUGCACCAACAGUAUAAGUAAUUAUUUCAGAUAGUUCUAUUUUUCUAACUGGAUGCAGACUGAAAUUUCAGCGCUAAUAAGGUAGUCUUCUGUGAUGAAACAGUGAUCUUGUCUCUUACUGUAUUAAAGGACAGGGGUUUAUCUGAAGUUUGAUUUAUUUUUUUUUAACCCUUUCCUCUAGAACACCUUUGCAAGGAUUUUGUUUGGUUUGGGUUUUUUCAUGAAAGCCUUUCUGUAUAUGAUGUUUUUAGAUUUAUUAGCAAGUGUUUCUUGUUCUAAAUGUAGAAAUACUUCUGUAUCCUUGAUUUUAUUUCAUAUUACCACCUGUAUGUUGUGAUUUCACUUUUGUUCAAGCAUGAUCAUCUGGAGAUGUGUGCCUUUUGCUGCUGUCUGUCUGAAUGUAAAACUGGUUUUGCAAAGUGA
Serinus canaria (Common canary) is the source of this 4453-nucleotide messenger RNA. RefSeq names its product GTPase activating Rap/RanGAP domain like 3 (gene GARNL3). The transcript has 29 exons. Gene Ontology annotation, cellular component: cytoplasm. Bases 177 to 3164 code for a protein of 995 amino acids. NCBI's taxonomy places the organism in Eukaryota, Metazoa, Chordata, Aves, Passeriformes, Fringillidae. Gene Ontology annotation, molecular function: GTPase activator activity. The record is from RefSeq and is a predicted model, not a curated record. Gene Ontology annotation, biological process: regulation of small GTPase mediated signal transduction; activation of GTPase activity.